This is a messenger RNA of Phoenix dactylifera (date palm), 1192 nucleotides long. Its product is annotated as protein STRICTOSIDINE SYNTHASE-LIKE 10-like. Lineage: Eukaryota; Viridiplantae; Streptophyta; Magnoliopsida; Arecales; Arecaceae. Gene Ontology annotation, molecular function: hydrolase activity. Gene Ontology annotation, cellular component: endomembrane system. The record is from RefSeq and is a predicted model, not a curated record.
AUGGAAGCAAAGCUCUUGAGCACCGAUCCCACCACACUGGCCGUCCUCACCCUCUUCGCUCUCCUUGCCUUCACUUCCGGCUUCCAACAAAAAGCCAUGGACAAGCUUCUGAACUUCGAUAGGCUCGUACUCAGCUCCGCGGUCGGCCCCGAGAGCCUUGCCUUUGAUCACUUGGGCGGAGGUCCCUACACUGGGGUCUCUGAUGGUCGCAUUGUUAAAUGGCAGGGCCAAGGCCUUGGUUGGGCUGACUUUGCCGUUCAUUCCAAGUAUAGGGAGCGAGUUUGUCAUGGCUCUAACGAUAGUAUGUUGGAGAGCAUAUGUGGAAGGCCAUUGGGUUUGCAGUUUUACAAGGCGACAGGCGAUCUCUAUGUUGCUGAUGCCUACUUUGGGCUCCUAGUCGUCGCGCCGAACGGAGGGGUGGCGACGCAGCUCGCGACGGGCGCCGAUGGGCAGCCAUUUAACCUCGCUAAUGGUUUGGACGUCGACCAGGAAACCGGGGUGGUGUAUUUCACAGACAGUAGCACUAGAUUCCGCAGGAGGGACUAUAUAUUGGCUGUGAUCAUGGGAGACGCCACUGGAAGGUUGAUGAAUUAUGAUCCCAAAGCCAAGAAGGUGACGGUGCUCAUCAGAGGCCUCGCCUUCCCCAACGGAUUGGCGAUAAGUAAUGACACCACCUUCCUUCUCAUCGCCGAGACCGGCACUUGUAGGGUUCUCAAGUACUGGCUUCAGGGACCAAGGAACGGAACCUUUGAAGUCUUUGCAGAACUCCCUGGUUACCCUGACAACAUUAAGAGGAACCCGGGGGGAGAGUUCUGGGUGGCACUCAACCAGGACAAGGUUCAGUUAAAUGGCCAAACAGCCUCAGACUUUGGGAAGACUGGGGAGCCAUCAGAGCAUCAUCCAGUGGCAUUGAGGUUGAGCCAAGAGGGAAAGGUGUUAGAGGUGCUGGAGAGAAGGGCAGCGACCUCCGUAAGUGAAGUGGAAGAGAGGAAUGGAACUAUGUGGUUGGGUUCUGUAGACAUGCCUUAUGUUGGUGUUUACACUCUUUAGUCCAUUAAACUUUGUUUAUGGUUGGAAACUGCCACUGAAAGAUAUAUUCCUACAUAUGUUUCUAGUUUAUUAGCAGAAACCCAGAAGCAGGGAUUGUAUUUGCAAAUCAGGUCUUGAUUAAUAUUAUUAUCUUUGAUUUUCU